UUAAGAUGGAUACGUGGGCCUUUGUCCAAAAGUCAAGAUUAAGUGUCUAUAAGACAUUACUUCUUUUCUUCUGUCAACUUUUCCUGCCUGCAUUUGCCCUGUAUUAAACUUCCAAGAUCUAAGGCAGUAGCAUGAACAUUGCGGCUUCCCUUCGCAUGGCAUUGUCUACGCCCUGUUUACACAGGAGUAGGGCAGCAUUUCACUUACAGUGCUCACAAUUACAGUUGGUGCUUUGUGGUUCCUGUGUGUGUGCAUGAAGGUCUUAUUCUUUUCCACAACACUGGGUGUGCUCUGUAACACUAGCUCUACAGUUUAUCAGCCAAGAGUUUAUUGGGCUUACUCAUAGACUCCUGUGUGAGGGGUUAACCAUAGGAGCAGGGGUGUGGUGGAUUGAAUGAAAAUGGCCCCCAGAGACUCAUAGGGAGUGGCAUUAUUGGAGGCAUGGCCUUGUAGUAGGCAUGGCCUUGUUGUAGUAGGUGUGGCCUUGUUGUAGUAGGUGUGGCCUUGUAGUAGGCGUGGCCUUGUUGGAGGAACUGUGUCACUGCCAGUGGGCUUUGCUCAGGAGCUCAAGCCAGGCCCAGUAUCACUCUCUCUGCCUGCUGCCUACCAUCCAGACGUAGAACUCUCAGCCUCUCCAGCACCCAGUCUGCCUGUUCACUGCCAAGCUUCCUGACAUGAUGAUAAUGGAUUAAACCUCUAAACUGUGCCUAGCAACAAAUGAAGUCUCUUCAGAAGAAUGGAUUUCAACUCAAGCCUUGAAGAAUUCCAGCCCCCAGAUCUACCUGCAGCAGAGAAAUAGAUCAGGGAGCAGAACAGAGCUGGGAAGGGAGGCAUGCCAAAGAGAAAUCAGCUCAGCAGCCCAGAUACACUCAGCCACAAGGGCCAGGGAUAUCACAUGGAGAAUCGAGAGACGACAGGAUGCCUGAGCACAUCUGUUUGAUUGUCACCCAGGCACGGGGUGACCGGAGCAGAAGCACUUUUAUUGGAGAUAAUAAACCCAGUUCUUCAAGAGAAGAUGAAGCAAUUAAUUAUUCAAGGGCAGUGAGUUCUCCGGUCCUUCGUUUCCGCAGACCGCAUUUCCCUCGGCUGUUUAAAUAAGAAAUCGACAGCACACUCGGCUGCCUGCGCUUCUGUAAGGAGCCAACUGUCAUUCCAUUCAAGAUCUCUUGAUUCAAGUAUCUCUGAUUCUAAAAGGAUUGUCUUAGGCCCAGGGAAGAAACCUAGAUGCCUGCUUUCUGAUGCCAAAGGCAUCUCCUGGUCAGUAGCUGGACGUCAGAAGCAACAUGCCGGAACAGAGCAACGACUACCGGGUGGCUGUGUUUGGAGCAGGUGGUGUUGGUAAGAGCUCCCUCGUUUUGAGGUUUGUGAAAGGGACCUUCAGGGAGAGCUACAUCCCAACUGUGGAAGACACCUACCGGCAGGUGAUCAGCUGUGACAAGAGCAUUUGUACGCUGCAGAUCACCGACACUACCGGGAGCCACCAGUUCCCGGCCAUGCAGCGGCUGUCCAUCUCCAAAGGCCACGCCUUCAUCCUGGUCUACUCCAUCACCAGCCGGCAGUCCCUGGAGGAGCUCAAGCCCAUCUAUGAGCAGAUCUGCGAGAUCAAGGGGGAUGUGGAGAGCAUCCCCAUCAUGCUGGUGGGUAACAAGUGCGAUGAGAGCCCCAACCGCGAGGUCCAGAGCAGCGAGGCGGAGGCCCUAGCCCGCACAUGGAAGUGCGCCUUCAUGGAGACAUCGGCCAAGCUCAAUCACAAUGUCAAGGAACUCUUUCAGGAACUACUUAACCUGGAGAAGCGCAGGACCGUGAGCCUCCAGAUCGAUGGCAAGAAGAGCAAGCAGCAGAAGAGGAAGGAGAAGCUCAAGGGCAAGUGCGUGGUCAUGUGAGAGGCCUUCGUGCAGAAGGAGCUGACGCCCUAGGGCCUCUCUCUUCCUCCCCUCUGUGAACCCCACUGUCGUCAGGGCAGCAUGUCCGAUGCCCGUGUGUUAAACAUUGCAUUUGGCUGCGACACACCCUGCAAUGUCCUUCAGAGGCAUUCUACACACCCCACUAGCCCUACCCCUCAGGAGAUGCGGAAUCUGUGAUGCUCUUAGCAUCCCAGGAAGCCGAGGCCAAUCCUGAGUGGGCUUUAGCCAUUUGAAGAUGAGGGGACUCAGAGCUGUGGACACAGGAGAAACUGGGAGUACUGUGCACGUGACAGCAGGUUAGCCCGUAGCUACUGGUACCACCCCACAUCAGGCAACUUAGUUCAGAAGCCGCUAACAUCUUUGUGGGAGGAGCAGGCGGUCGUAGGAGGGGAGAAACCAGUGGGUCCAACAUGGACCUGUGGUCCACAGUGGUUCCCUUGAGUGGAUUUUUAGUGAGACUAAAGAUAAAAUACCAUAACCCCUAAGUGAUGCUCAUACUAUUCCUUCUGACAUACACUGAGGGCUUGCCCCUCUUCCUCAGAGCCUUCUUAGAAAGUACUGUGUCAGCCUGUUAGGAGUAUACAUUUCACAUGUAAUGCCAAGGCCCCUUGUGGUAUGAUGCUGUGUCAGUACUUCUUCAGUUUUUGAGUCAGGACAUUGUGACAUCAUGUAAACAUCGCAAUAAUGCUCCCGUGUGUGUGUGUG
This is a messenger RNA of Grammomys surdaster, 2609 nucleotides long. RefSeq names its product DIRAS family GTPase 2 (gene Diras2). The record is from RefSeq and is a predicted model, not a curated record. Gene Ontology annotation, biological process: signal transduction. NCBI's taxonomy places the organism in Eukaryota, Metazoa, Chordata, Mammalia, Rodentia, Muridae. The coding region runs from base 1284 to 1883 and encodes 199 amino acids. The transcript has 4 exons. Gene Ontology annotation, cellular component: plasma membrane. Gene Ontology annotation, molecular function: GTP binding; GTPase activity; GDP binding.